AUGCUUUAUGGGGAGAUUAAACUGGAACCUUGGAUGAUUUUCUCAAGCAAAGAACACUUCCUAGGGGUGUUAAGGGAUUUCUGUAUCCAAGAAGGGUUUGCUUUGACUCCGGAUAAGCAUGAUUCUAAGAGGUUCACAGCAAGGUGUUAUCAAAAACAAUGCAACUGGAGGAUUCAUGCAUCUAUGCUCAUGGAUGGGGUUAGUUGGGCAAUUAAGAGUUUGACAGGGGAGCACAAACUGUGUGGCAGAUUAGAUGCUAACCCCAUGGUUAGUUCUGAGUGGUUGUGUAAGAAACUCAUGGAGGAUAUUAAAUCUAAUCCUGACUAUCCUGUUGAGGGCCUACAAGAAAGAUGCAGGGUGAUGUUUAGGAUUGAAGUGAAGUUGAGGUUGUUGUAUAAGGUAAGAAACAUGGCUAAGGAGUUGAUUCAUGGGGGGUUUAGUGAGUCCUAUGAUCUGCUGCCAGCUUAUGCAGAUAUGAUCAAGAGGACAAAUCCCAGAAGCUAUGCUCUUGUGACAUGGACUAAGGAGAUUGUUGGUGCAACCCCUCACUUUAAGUCAUGUUUCUUUUCUUUUGGUUGCAUGAUCAAGGGGUUUUUUGAAGGUUGUAGGCCAAUUAUUGGCAUUGAUGGUGCUCACCUCAGUGGAACCUACAAGGGACAAAUGCUCACUGCGAUUGCCAUAGAUGGGAACAAUGAGAUAUUCCCAAUUGCUUAUGGGAUUGUUGAUGGAGAAACUGGAGACACUUGGCAUACUUCUUCAGAUGCUUGA
Messenger RNA from Spinacia oleracea (spinach), 768 nucleotides. RefSeq lists its product as uncharacterized. The coding region runs from base 1 to 768 and encodes 255 amino acids. The record is from RefSeq and is a predicted model, not a curated record. The transcript has a single exon. NCBI's taxonomy places the organism in Eukaryota, Viridiplantae, Streptophyta, Magnoliopsida, Caryophyllales, Amaranthaceae.